AUGCCUCUAAAAGAUAUGAGUACUGAUGGGAAUUUAAUACUAAAGGUCCAUCAUGGAUCCUGGGAUCAGCCACCCUCAUUAGAAGAUCCAUUAAUGGGUUUUGUGUGUGUGGAUGCCACCUCUAUAUGGAGUGGACAUGUCUCCCUCUGUGGCUGGUACCCGUUGCUUGACCUUCGAGGAUGUGUCAGGGGGCAUCUCAAAGUAUCAUUAACUCCACAUGAACCUCCUCAAGCUGGUGGUCCACCAAGGAAAGCAUGUUACUCGGUGAACCUACAUGAAAAUGUUGGUCAGAAGGUGAUGCCAGAAACUUACAGGUCUGGGCCCACAUGCUCUCAACGUUCUGACAAGAGCAGUGACACUAGUUUGAGGGAGAGGCAGAGUCACGUGGCAAGCGAUGCAGAAACGUCUAAGAGGGAGUCUUUAAAACCCCUGUCUCCAAACAUCAUGCAGAAACAUUCUCCCAAAUCCCAGAGAAAAUCCUAUAGCAGCGGAAGUGAAGGAAGCACUAGCGAUGCAAGUAGUUCGCCUUACAAGAAUGUCGAUUCGUCUGUUUAUUCCAAGUAUUCUGUGAUAAGUUCUGGAUCUGUUGUUGUUGAUGGUGAGGUUCUGAAUGAUGUGUCUGGAUUUCAUGGUGGGGUGUCGAAUAAAAAGUCGUCCUCCUCCCACGAGAACUUGCGUGCAGCAACAACGGGUUUAGAAACCAAGACUUCUUACGAUAGAAAGUAUUCCAGUAUCCCAGUGUUCUCUCCCCAUAAAGAUUCAAACAAAUUGGUAGAUCAAGAGAAUGAAAGAAAAAAAUCAAGUGAUAAUCUUCCAGAAGUCAAUUACAGAGAAAAAGAAAAUAAAACUCCUAGUACAUCUGUUCACAGCCAGGGUUUCUGUCGGCACAAAGGAACAGUUAUAGUUAAAGGCGUAGCAACAGACUCUGAUAAAGGGUCUGGUUCAGGAGCUGGAUCCCGAGUGAGUGAGGAUAAUGAACACAGUACACCAAAAAUGGAGCGAAGAAAAGGCUCUAUUUUGCUCAAAGACUCCCUAAUUGUUUCUCAUUUUAGAAUGCAAAAAGAGGAAGACAGCAACAAAGAAACGGCCUCUCAGGAGAAUAUUCUGCCCAGCCGUGUUCCAUCAAGCCCACGCUAUGGAGAAAAGGAAAGAACUGCUGUGCCCAGCGAAUGCCCAGGGUCGCAGUCGCAACCCAGCCAGCCGCCUGCUUCAAGCUCAGGAACAACCACAACAGCAGAUAAGCCAAGUUCCUGUCUCAAAGUACCUGGCAGCCCAUCUCUGAGAGCCAAGCAUGUUACCUUUGCUCACAAACUGGUACAACACCAAGACAGAGAGAGCUCCAGUGACCAGAGCAGGAGACAGCCAGGCCUUACACAGCAAUCACAUGACUUGUACAGGACAGGCCACGAGACCUUUGGAAGUGCAGGUAACGAGAGGAAUAUCUUGGAUUCAGAAAGCAGGCAGAAACUACCCAGAGGGCAUGCACCUACGGAGAGAUCUGACCUGCAAGUUGUGCCCUGUCGUGAGGGUGACACCCAGGUCGUCACCACAACUGUGAGUGCCCAGGGGAGCAGAAGUUACAGUGUAGUUUCAGGUUUUGACAGCAAGGGAAUGAUGGAAGCUAGGAAAUCAAGGGACAAUAAGUCCGAUCUUAUCAUGGCCUUUUCAUGGAUGAAUCAGAGCUCAGAGUCGGACACGCCUUGUGUAUCCUUCAUUGAACAAAGACAGAAUGUAAAGGAUGCAGAGUCGGGGGGGAAAGGCCAUCAUAUGAAUAACUCGACAGAUAACAAAGGCUCACCAGCUAUGGGAAACCAUACUGGAAGUCCACAAAAAAAGUCAAGGAAAUUCAGAAAUAGAUUAGCAGCAAAUUUUCACUUGAAAUAGAGCAAAAGCAAUAUAACUUCUCACUCUAUUGCUAACUUAAACAAAUUUCUAGAUGCUAGUCUGCUGUAUACUUCAAAAUACUCUGUCAUGACAGAGCAUGACACAAGUGCAAUGACCUUACUCAACAAACUGUCAAUGGCCCUUCUGUAGAUGCCUAAUGACUUCAAAUGCAACUUAUGAAGUAUUAGAAAUCUAGCACAAUCCUCGUUCAUGAUUAAUUUUAACGUAUAGUAUCAAAACCUGCUUAAUGUGAUCUCAUUCAAAAUACUGUCACAAUCUGCACUCUGUAGACGUCUUCCUGAUAUGGCUUCAGUAUUAUGGUGCUUCUCAUUCAUCAUUAUUGUUCAAAAUCAACAUGUAGAUGUCAUAUUUC
Penaeus indicus is the source of this 2257-nucleotide messenger RNA. RefSeq lists its product as uncharacterized. The coding region runs from base 1 to 1884 and encodes 627 amino acids. The transcript has 3 exons. NCBI's taxonomy places the organism in Eukaryota, Metazoa, Arthropoda, Malacostraca, Decapoda, Penaeidae. The record is from RefSeq and is a predicted model, not a curated record.